AUGUCUUCCUCAAAAGCUUCUGGUAUUGUAAAAAACGCUGGCUCCUCAGCCCCUGGUGGCCCCAAAUCUCAAAUUAGACGUCGUGCUGCCGCUGAAAAGACCGCAAAGGAUUCUAACACCGGUCCUGCUGGCCCUCGCGCUGCUGGUGCAGACGGCUCUACCCCUACCUUGUUGAAGUUGUAUUCUGACGAGGCUACCGGCUUUAAAGUUGAUCCAGUGGUUGUCAUGGUUCUUAGUGUUGGAUUCAUUGCUUCCGUCUUUGCCCUCCACAUCGUUGCAAGAGUUUUGAAAAACUUUGCCUCUGAGUAA
Molecule: messenger RNA, 309 nt
Organism: Schizosaccharomyces osmophilus
Lineage: Eukaryota; Fungi; Ascomycota; Schizosaccharomycetes; Schizosaccharomycetales; Schizosaccharomycetaceae
Gene: sbh1
Product: translocon beta subunit Sbh1
Exons: 4
Coding region: 1-309 (102 amino acids)
Biological process (GO): intracellular protein transport
Cellular component (GO): Sec61 translocon complex
Source: RefSeq, a predicted model, not a curated record